CCCGGCUCCCGGCGGCGUGUUCCUCUUUUCCCGGGAUCCCAGCGUCCCAGCAGGUGGACCCCGGCUCUUCACAGUCAGCCUCCGGCUCCGGCUUGCGCUGUGCUCCGGUCCCUCGCUUCUCAGUCCCCCAGCUUCCGGGGCCGCUGCUCUGGCCCGCACGCCUCCGCCGGCGACAGACCCAUGGCCGAGCGCGGGGAACUGGAUCUGACAGGCGCCAAGCAGAACACCGGAGUGUGGCUGGUCAAGGUUCCUAAAUAUUUGUCACAGCAAUGGACUAAAGCCCCUGGAAGAGGUGAAGUUGGGAAACUGCGGAUUGCCAAAAAUCAAGGAAGGACCGAGGUGUCAUUUACUUUGAAUGAGGAUCUUGCAAACAUUCAUGAUAUUGGCGGGAAACCAGCUUCAGUCAGUGCUCCUAGAGAACAUCCAUUUGUCUUGCAAAGUGUUGGAGGACAGACAUUAACGGUGUUUACUGAGAGCUCAUCAGAUAAGCUUUCACUGGAAGGAAUAGUGGUACAAAGAGCUGAAUGCCGACCUGCUGCCAGUGAAAACUACAUGAGAUUAAAGAGAUUACAAAUAGAAGAAUCUUCCAAACCUGUGAGGCUAUCACAGCAACUAGACAAAGUUGUGACAACCAAUUACAAACCUGUUGCUAAUCAUCAAUACAAUAUUGAAUAUGAAAGGAAAAAGAAAGAAGAUGGGAAACGAGCUCGAGCUGAUAAACAACACGUUUUAGACAUGUUGUUUUCGGCCUUUGAGAAGCAUCAAUAUUAUAAUCUUAAAGACUUGGUGGACAUCACAAAACAGCCUGUGUCGUACCUGAAGGAAAUCUUAAAAGAAAUUGGUAUUCAAAAUGUAAAAGGGAUCCACAAAAACACGUGGGAGCUGAAGCCAGAGUACAGACAUUAUCAAGUAGAAGAAAAGAGUGAUUAAGAAGACUCGAAGCCUGCCUGCUAACAGAACAACUAAAGGGUGAUGCGCUAAGCAAACGGCCUUGAUACCUGAAAUCCUUGAGCACCAUCUGUUGUAGGGGGAAAAUGACUGGUACUUUAAUUUCUCUAGGUAAAUUUUUUAAACAAUAAUUCUUGUCAAGUUGCUUAAGUGAUUUUUGAGGAAAAAGAACACAUUUAUUUAUAUACUUAAUCAGAUUAUUCAUGAUGCGGUUGGGGGUUGAAGAAGGCUUUUCUUUUUAAAUAUUAACUUUUAAAAUGUAAAAUUAGGAAAUGUUUUCUAAAUGAGGACUCCCUGUACUUGUUUCUCUCUGAGGAGCUGAGGUGAUACAGAUCGAAACCGAAUGGCAUAGCAGGAAAAAGUAGUCAACUACAGAAACUCUCAAAAGGGAUUAAAAAGAGUUCCUUCAUCUGAAA
Messenger RNA from Lagenorhynchus albirostris (white-beaked dolphin), 1364 nucleotides. It is a transcript of the gene GTF2F2, whose product is annotated as general transcription factor IIF subunit 2. The transcript is spliced from 8 exons. Gene Ontology annotation, biological process: transcription by RNA polymerase II; transcription initiation at RNA polymerase II promoter. The record is from RefSeq and is a predicted model, not a curated record. Bases 181 to 930 code for a protein of 249 amino acids. Gene Ontology annotation, cellular component: transcription factor TFIIF complex. Lineage: Eukaryota; Metazoa; Chordata; Mammalia; Artiodactyla; Delphinidae.